AUGACACAUAUCCAUAGUCUACUUGAAUCAUCUUGUAUAUUCGGCAUACACUUUCACCUAAAGCUACGAUUUAAACACCGUCCGUAUUUUUCUAGGUGACACAAUAAACAGCGAGAAGUACAAUAGGAAGGUUCGCCAUUGUUUUAUUUUUACUCAAAUCGAGAGACUUUGUUAUUAAAAAACGAUAAAAAAAUUGAGCAAAAAAUAUUGAUAUUUACGUGCACUAAAAGCAUUUCAAAAUCAAGGAUUGGCGCGAGGCUGGAAAACGUACCUGUGCGCGAGACUAGACCGCGUGGCGUGUGUAGCCAGACACACCUCGCUAGCUGGCGCGCUGCAUUUACAACAAGGCCGCAGUAAUCGGUUUGGAGAAGUUAAAGCUGGUACGACAGAUUAUUGUUAAAUUCUGUGAACUUUGACGGUAUUAAAUGUCGAACAGAAAGUGAUGUUUUGUGCCAAAAUGUACAAGUACGUCAAGUACAACACCACAAAAAAAAUUUGUGAGUAUUCCAAAAGCUGUCGCACAACGUAAAAAGUGGUUUGACGCAGUAACAGUAGGGGACAUCUAUUCUAAACUUCGGCUGUCUGAUGAAUGGGAAUUACUUUCGCAUAGAAAAUCUUAAGUUGACAUUAUUGCCUGGACAGUGUUGGACCAUCUGUAUAAAGAGAAAACUCUAAUAUCUGCGCGAAAAUAUUCCGACCUUCAAGAAAUUAACUGUACUAUUCCAGCGUACUAUCACCAUUUUUAUAAUAAUUUGCCACACCUGUGAAUUUGUAGAUGUUUUAGUAUAGAUUUUUUGAUAAUUUUGAAUACACACAAUAAAUAUUCUACUAAAAAUAAAAGUUGCUAACUCCAAAAUUCCUUAUUUUCUAUUCAAAUGAAC
This is a messenger RNA of Acanthoscelides obtectus, 881 nucleotides long. The record is from the annotation of a GenBank genome assembly. NCBI's taxonomy places the organism in Eukaryota, Metazoa, Arthropoda, Insecta, Coleoptera, Chrysomelidae.